Castor canadensis (American beaver) is the source of this 495-nucleotide messenger RNA. Lineage: Eukaryota; Metazoa; Chordata; Mammalia; Rodentia; Castoridae. The record is from RefSeq and is a predicted model, not a curated record.
AUGGGCUCCCAGAUGGUACUGCCCCGGACCCUGCUGCUCCUCCUUUUCUUGAACCUGUUGCCACUGGGAGGUCACUCCCACCCACUCAGCACCAGCCAGGAAUUGGAAUUAUCUGAGAUACAGGAGGUGCUGGAUCGUCUGCAGGACAAGGUUGAAGAACUGCAGGUAGAGACGAUGGCCCUAGAGCCUCUCCAAGACCAAGGCCCUGCAGAAGCCCAGGAGACUGGGAAGGCAGUCCCUAAGAGUAACCUUGGUUCCCGAGACAAUGCCUUCCAAGCCCUGCAGGGACUGCAGAACCCCAAGAUGGCGCGCAGCUCAGGCUGCUUUGGGCGGAGGAUGGACCGCAUCGGCAGCUUCAGUAGCUUGGGCUGCAAUGGAUCCCAGGCCAUGGUGCUGGCCCCUGCCCUCUGUAAUGCCACCAUUAAUGAUCUGAGCUCAGCUGUGGAGAAAGCACCACGAGACCAGCACUUAUUAUCAUCCCCAUUUUCUGUAUGA